Messenger RNA from Verticillium nonalfalfae, 2859 nucleotides. It is a transcript of the gene XLR1, whose product is annotated as Xylanolytic transcriptional activator xlnR. NCBI's taxonomy places the organism in Eukaryota, Fungi, Ascomycota, Sordariomycetes, Glomerellales, Plectosphaerellaceae. The coding region runs from base 1 to 2859 and encodes 952 amino acids. Gene Ontology annotation, molecular function: DNA-binding transcription factor activity, RNA polymerase II-specific; DNA binding; zinc ion binding. The transcript has 3 exons. Gene Ontology annotation, biological process: DNA-templated transcription; regulation of DNA-templated transcription. The record is from RefSeq and is a predicted model, not a curated record.
AUGUUGUCCAACCCGUUGCAUCGAUUUUCGCCCUAUCACGCCGCGCUUCCAGCUUCAACUCUUUUCUCCAACGGGCAUGCGCCCGCCAACCACCCCCAUCCUGGCGGCAUGAACGAAAUGUCCCAGGGUUACGCCCUUCAGCAACAACUUCAACACGCUGCAGUCCACAACCCCCACCUCGCGCGAAACGCUCCUCAGCAAAAACAUCGGCAACACCCAUACGGUCCAGCAACCAGGACUUCUACUGGCUCAGGCCCUAUCAGGAGGAGGAUUAGCCGGGCAUGCGACCAAUGCAACCAAUUGAGGACCAAGUGCGACGGGCAACAUCCCUGCGCUCAUUGUAUAGAAUUCGGCCUGGGCUGCGAAUACGUCCGUGAGAGGAAGAAGCGCGGCAAGGCGUCCAGGAAAGACCUCGCCCAAGCAGCGGCAGCGGCAGCACAGGCGGCCAACGGAUCCAAUGGAAAAUCAGAUACAGACGAAAAUGGAGACUCCUCUGAACACAAUGGUGAACCUGCCCCCAGAAGGGUUUCAACUAAUGGUUCGAGUUCCCACUCUGGCAUCAAGGUGGAUGAUAUGAGCGAAGACGCAACGCGGCAGAGCCAGCGAACGGCAUCCCUGGACACUUUGGACGACUUGAACACACACCAACACCACAUGGCCCAGCACCAAGUCUUAGAGAGGGAGCAUCUUGGCAGCCCAACUACUCUGGACAUGAAUAGCUACGGAGCCGGCAUGCACCAUGGAUAUGAAAGGCAAGCGUUGGGAGCCCCGAUGCUAAACGGUCCGACACAUGGACCGUAUGGGCCCAGCCAGGGCAACAUGCCGGCAUAUACGGAGCUACCGUACGGCAUGCAGGCUCAGAGCCCGGCAGCCUACCCUACGAAUCCUCAUUUCCGAAUCGGCAAUAGCCCGAUGGGCGCGUAUCCCAUGGGCAACGAGCCAACUUCUCCCGGGUGGAUAAACAUGUCCUCACCAACGGCACAAUAUCCAUCCCAUAUUCCUCAACACAGUUACGUACACGGCACUCAAAACCUACGUUAUCCAGUAUUGGAGCCUCUCAUCCCUCACCUCAACAACAUUGUUCCCAUACCAUUGGCCUGCGACUUGGUUGACCUCUACUUCGCCUCAUCUUCAUCUGCGCAGAUGCACCCUAUGUCGCCCUACGUCCUAGGGUAUGUCUUCCGGAAGCGAGCUUUCCUCCAUCCUACGAAACCAAGACUGUGCCAGCCCGCUCUGCUAGCAAGCAUGCUUUGGGUUGCCGCCCAAACUAGCGAUGCUCCAUUUUUGACGAGCAUCCCCUCGGCGAGGGGCAAGAUCUGUCAGAGGCUCCUUGAAUUGACUGUCAGUCUUCUCAAGCCACUGAUCCAUACGCCCACGGGAGAGCCCUCGCCAGCAACAAGUCCAGUCAUCGAUGGCGUUGCACUUGGAGGGCUUGGGGUUGCGCUUCCCGGCACCAUGAGCCUCGAUGCUCUGACAGGAGAGUCAGGCGCGUUCGGGGCUGCUGGCAAGCUGGAUGAUGUCAUCACCUACAUCCACUUGGCUACUGUGGUGUCUGCAAGCGAAUAUAAGGGAGCGAGCCUACGGUGGUGGAACGCAGCGUGGUCUCUAGCACGCGAGCUCAAGCUUGGUCGCGAGCUCCCGCCUUCCAUGAGACCCAUGGGGCCUGUCGACGGAGAUGACGGGGAUGUCGGAGCUUCCAACGGCAUGAAUGGCGGUACCAGCACGCCGGGCUCCAUCACUGAAGAGGAACGAGAGGAGCGCCGACGGAUCUGGUGGCUGGCCUAUAUUGUCGAUCGGCAUCUGGCUCUUUGUUACAACCGCCCCCUCUUCCUCUUGGACCUUGAAUGCUCCGGCCUCUUCCAGCCGAUGGACGACAUGGCCUAUCAGAACGGUGAUUUCGAGAGCUACAUGGGUAACACGACGGAUCCCAACCUCGCCGGCGAGGGCCUUCAUCAGCAACCUUUGCGAAUCCGCGGACCUCACUUUGAGUGUACAGGACAUAGUAUCUUUGGAUAUUUCCUCCCUCUCAUGACCAUACUUGGUGAGAUAGUCGACUUGCAUCACGCGCGAAACCACCCGCGCUUUGGUGUAGGUUUUCGCAUGGCACGAGACUGGGAUGAGCAGGCUAUGGAGAUCACGCGCCACCUCGAGGCUUACGAGCAUAGUUUGAAGCGUUUCGAGCAGCAGUACCUUCGUCGCAUGCACCCCGAAGGCGAAGGUCUAGCGCCCAAUUGCGAUCAGGCGUCUGCACUGGAUGCCCCUGACCACAACGGCGCUGCAGAUAUUGGUACUCCCUCGGUCCACUCAGUGCACACGAACUCGUCGAAUCGAAUGACAGAGUCGGAUAUCCAGACCAAGAUCGUCAUGGCAUAUGGCACGCAUGUCAUGCAUGUACUGCAUAUUCUUCUCGCCGGAAAGUGGGAUCCUAUCAAUUUAAUUGAUGAUAACGAUCUAUGGAUUUCAAGCCAGGGCUUCAUCACGGCCACAGGGCACGCCGUCUCGGCAGCCGAAGCCAUCAGCCACAUUCUCGAGUUCGACCCAGGCCUAGAGUUCAUGCCUUUCUUUUUCGGCAUCUACUUGCUGCAGGGCUCGUUCUUGCUGCUCCUAAUCGCAGACAAGCUGCAAUUAGAAGCCAGCCCGAGUGUAGUGAAAGCUUGCGAAACCAUCGUCCGGGCCCACGAAGCUUGCGUGGUGACACUUAAUACGGAGUAUCAGCGCAACUUCAGCAAAGUAAUGCGGAGUGCUCUGGCACAGGUCCGUGGUCGGGUGCCCGAAGACCUAGGCGAACAGCACCAGCGCCGACGUGAGCUGCUGGCUUUGUACCGCUGGACUGGCGACGGCACUGGUCUUGCCCUGUGA